Messenger RNA from Asparagus officinalis (garden asparagus), 2283 nucleotides. RefSeq names its product protein FAR1-RELATED SEQUENCE 5-like. The transcript is spliced from 9 exons. The record is from RefSeq and is a predicted model, not a curated record. The coding region runs from base 1 to 2283 and encodes 760 amino acids. Gene Ontology annotation, biological process: regulation of DNA-templated transcription. Lineage: Eukaryota; Viridiplantae; Streptophyta; Magnoliopsida; Asparagales; Asparagaceae.
AUGGAGAGCUUGAAUUCAGUUGUUGGCAGCAAUGAACAAAUUAAGGAACCACAUGUUAUAAAUGCAUCGGACAGUGAUUUUGGGGAAGAUGGAAUGGACGAAGUUAGCUCGAUUCAUUUUGAAUCACCAGGUGGUGGUAUGUAUUGGAAACCUCUGACGGCAUACAGAGAGAAACAUGAGGACGGUACAGUUCUUCUUAAAAACAUUGUUUGCAGUAGAGCUGGCAGCAAUGAAUCAAAGAUGGAUGUUGAUUAUGAGGAUUUUAGUAGCAGUUCGAAAAAGAGAAGGAGAACUGUAUCUAGUAGAUGUGGUUGCAAAGCUAAAGUUGUUUUUAAGUUUGAUGGUUUGAAAGGAUAUAAUGUUCUCUCAUUCGUUGAAGAGCAUUCUCAUUUUUUGGUCUCCGGUAGUGGGAAACAAUUUUUGAAGUCAAAUAGAGUUCUCGGUCUCGCACAUAAGAAACUUGUAUUUGAUGGAGCAAAAGCCAACAUGGGGCCUAACAAAACAUAUAACUUUGCUAAAGAGUUGUGUGGAAGUUAUUCUAAUGUUGGUGCUACUUGUACCGAGUUUAAAAAUUGGAGUAGGGAUGUGAAGCUUUAUAUUGGUGAUCGAGAUGCUCAAAUGAUCAUCGAGAAGUUCACGGAUAAGAAGGAGAUGAGUGAUGGAUUUUUCUAUGAUUAUGCAGUCGAUGAAGGGGGUCGAUUAACUCGCAUCUUUUGGGCAGAUGUUAUUGGGCGAAGAAAUUACGAUGUAUUUGGAGAUGUGAUAUCAUUUGACUCUACAUAUUCCACAAACAAGUACAACAUGAAGUUUGUUCCAUUUACUGGUCUCGACAAUUAUAAGAAGUGUGUUGUAUUUGCAGCAGGAUUGAUAGCUAAAGAGGACAUUGAUAACUAUGUCUGGAUUUUUGAGGUAUUCAUGAAAUGCAUGAUUCGCGAGCCAAAGUGUAUUGUUACAGAUCAGUGCCCUGCCAUGAAGCAAGCUAUACCAACUGUCUUUACAGAAGCACGUCACCGUUUGUGCAUGUGGCACAUCAUGAAGAAAUUUAACCAAAAGUUGGCAAAAUGCAUUUCGAAGAUGGAUGAUUUCAAGAGGAAGAUCAAUGCACUGAUUUGGAGUAUAGAUAUAGAUCCAGCAACAUUUGAAGUCGGUUGGAAAGAUGUUAUGAAAGAAUAUAAGCUUGAAAGUCAUGAAUGGUUGUGUGAACUGUAUAACAUUCGGGAGUCAUGGAUUCCAGCCUAUUAUGUUGAUGAUCCAAUGGCCGGUUUAUUGCGGACUACAUCAAUAUCAGAGAGUGAGAACAGUUUCUUUGACAAAUUCAACCGUAGAUCUGACACAUUAACGAAAUUUUAUCUCCGAUACGAGAGUGCUAUGGAGAAGCAAAGGCAUACAAACGCAAGAUUAAACUAUGAAGGAACGAAGUCGAUGCCAAGAAUGGACACUCCAUUGUUAUUGGAGAGGGAUGUAGCAGAGUUGUACACUCGAAUAAUGUUUUAUGAGGUGAAACACGCUUACUUGAAUAAUGACGUGCAAUGUACGUGUAGGCUGUUUGAGAAAAUGGGUAUAUUCAAGGAAAUAUCAGAACAGUGCAAUGCAAUUGAAGUUACAAAUCGUAAGUUGAAUGACAUAUGGUAUGAUUUCCAAUCCUAUGUGAGUUUGGCAGGUCUAGAUGGUGAGAGACUUGUCUACCUGGAAGGGAAGUUGAAGGAGUUGAAGCACAGUUUGCGUGAAUCUAGUUGGAAAUCUGACACACAGAACAAAAAUGAUGUAAUGGAGUUUUUUGUUGGCUCAAAAAUACCAGCGGAAGUGAUCGUUAAACCUCCCAUUGAAGGUAGAAACAAGGGGUGUGGACGGAGAAUUGUUGGUGAUUAUGAGAAAUCACUUACUCAACAAAAAAAGAAGGUGCCAAGAAUCAUAUUUAUGAAUACAUUUCUUAUGCAAAUUGCUGAAUUGUGUUUAGAUGGUGAGAGACUUGACUACCUGGAAGGGAAGUUGAAGGAGUUGAAGCACAGUUUGCGUGAAUCUAGUUGGAAAUCUGACACACAGAACAAAAAUGAUGUAAUGGAGUUUUUUGUUGGCUCAAAAAUACCAGCGGAAGUGAUCGUUAAACCUCCCAUUGAAGGUAGAAACAAGGGGUGUGGACGGAGAAUUGUUGGUGAUUAUGAGAAAUCACUUACUCAACGAAAAAAGAAGGUGCCAAGGCUGUGUAAUAUGUGCAAAAUAAUCGAUUUCCAUGACGCACAGACAUGCCCAUUAAAGAAAACAGUACAACAAAGUGAUGUUUAA